AAUCUCACGACCACAGCCUUUAGCUUAUUUGUGUGGCGAAGAGAAGAGAUAACAUUCCUAAGCAAAUCUCUUCUCUCUCUCUCUCUUCGUCUCCAAAGAGAUUACAGAGAUCAGUUUUUGAACAUUUCUCAUCUCUCGAAGCUCUUCUCUCAGUGUGUGUGGCCAUGGCUGCUAAUUCGAUUAUGGCUUCUUCCAAACCCCUAAUCUCCCUCUCCUCCAACCAACAACCAAGCCGAGUCCAAAUUCCCAAAUUCGCCAAACUUCCCCAAAUUCCCAAAUCACUCACUUCCUCCACCGAUCUCCGUAGCAAAGCUCUAUCACUCUCAUCCGCCACCGCCAAAUCCUUAGCUCUAAUCGCCGCCUUCGCUCCACCGUCAAUGGCGGAGGCGAUGGAGAAAGCACAGCUCUUCGAUUUCAAUCUAACGCUUCCGAUCAUCGUUGUUGAGUUUCUCUUCUUGAUGUUCGCACUCGACAAAGUCUAUUACUCUCCGCUUGGUAACUUUAUGGAUCAAAGAGACGCUUCCAUCAAAGAGAAGCUCGCGAGUGUUAAGGACACUUCGGCUGAGGUAAAGGAGCUCGAUGAGAAAGCCGCCGCCGUGAUGAGAGCAGCUAGGGCUGAGAUCGCCGCCGCGCUUAACAAGAUGAAGAAGGAGACUCAGGUUGAGGUUGAGGAGAAGCUAGCGGAGGGAAGGAAGAAGGUGGAGGAGGAGCUAAAAGAAGCUUUGGCGAGCUUGGAGAAGCAGAAGGAAGAAACCAUUAAAGCUUUGGAUUCUCAGAUUGCUGCUCUUAGUGAAGACAUUGUCAAGAAGGUUCUUCCUUCUUAAAUUAUAUAAAAUUAAAAUCAUAUUUUUGUUAACUUUGUAAUUCUCUGUCUCUCUCUCUGUCAAAACUCAUUUACAAGAAAUUACUGUAAAUCUCUUCUUUCUUCUUCUCUGUUUCUUGGAUUGUUGUUCGUCGUUCAAGAAGAACACUUUUUAUUUUGUAAGUUUAUAAAUAAUUAGCUCUCUUCUCUUA
This is a messenger RNA of Arabidopsis lyrata subsp. lyrata, 1014 nucleotides long. Its product is annotated as ATP synthase subunit b', chloroplastic. Gene Ontology annotation, molecular function: proton transmembrane transporter activity. The record is from RefSeq and is a predicted model, not a curated record. The transcript has 2 exons. Lineage: Eukaryota; Viridiplantae; Streptophyta; Magnoliopsida; Brassicales; Brassicaceae. The coding region runs from base 165 to 824 and encodes 219 amino acids. Gene Ontology annotation, biological process: proton motive force-driven ATP synthesis.